This is a messenger RNA of Glycine soja, 747 nucleotides long. RefSeq lists its product as uncharacterized. The record is from RefSeq and is a predicted model, not a curated record. NCBI's taxonomy places the organism in Eukaryota, Viridiplantae, Streptophyta, Magnoliopsida, Fabales, Fabaceae. The coding region runs from base 1 to 747 and encodes 248 amino acids. Gene Ontology annotation, molecular function: nucleic acid binding; zinc ion binding. The transcript has 2 exons.
AUGACUUUUAAAUCACCCAAAGCAAUUUGGGAUUAUCUAAAAGACGAAUACGCUGGAGAUGACAGAAUACGAAGCAUGCAAGUGCUGAAUUUAAGGAGGGAAUUUGAGCUUCAAAGGAUGGAAGAGUCAGAGACAAUCAAAGAAUAUUCAAACAAAUUGUUGGCUUCAUUGGAGAACACAAAGGAUCUGUUGAAAAUCACAUUGGCAGAAGUGCUACAUGCCCUGCAAGCUCAAGAGCAGCGAAGAUUGAUGAGGCAAGAUCGUGUUGUCGAAGGUGCUUUGCCCGCCAAACAUCAUGAAGUUGAUGAAAGCAAAAAGGAUUUUUUCAAGAAGAAUCAACUAGCAAGCAGCGAAAAUAGUGCAAACAACCAAAACAAAGGUAAGGAUAAAAAGAAAAAUUAUCCACCUUGUCAGCAUUGUGGCAAAAAAGGUCAUGCACCUUUCAGAUGUUGGAGGAGACCAGAUGCAAAAUGUAACAAGUGCAACCAGAUAGGGCAUGAAGCGAUGAUUUGCCCCAACAAAAAUCACCAUAAUGAGGGAGCUCAGAUUGCUAAUCAAGAAGAGGAGGACCAACUGUUUGUGGCCACAUGCUUCUUGAGUAGUGAAUCAAGUGAAAGUUGGUUGAUUGAUAGUGGUUGUACGAACCACAUGACAUAUGAUAAGACUUUAUUCAAGGAUUUGAAGCCAACUAAUGUCUCAAAGGUCAGAAUUGGGAAUGGUGACUAUAUUCCAGUAAAAGGAAAAUGA